This is a messenger RNA of Diatraea saccharalis (sugarcane borer), 1131 nucleotides long. Lineage: Eukaryota; Metazoa; Arthropoda; Insecta; Lepidoptera; Crambidae. The record is from the annotation of a GenBank genome assembly.
CGAAAAUUUGUUUCAUCUGAUGAACUUCUAACGUUUGUUUAUAUAUUAAAUAUCAGUGAAUAAACUCUUGUAUUAUGUAAAUUCCUCAUAAAAAUCUUGAGGAUGUCUGCGGUUAGGACUUGCCCUGGCUUAUAUUGUGGCCGCACAAAACUUGAGGAUGGGAUGUGGAGUGACUGCGGAGCAUGUCCUAGGGGUUUUCGUACGAAUAGUUCCAGUUAUUGUAUGCCUUGUGCUGAUGAACCGACAUUAUAUGAUUGGCAAUAUUUGGGCUUCAUGGUUUUGCUUCCCAUGGUAUUGCAUUGGUUUUUUAUAGAUAUGGUUGCAGUAGGUAAAGGAAAAGAUGGUGUUAUACUUCAGCAUAUAUGUGCAUUUAUUGAAGUGGUAUCUGGUACAUUAGCAGCUCUUCUAGUUUUGCCGCCAACCGGUUCUAUUGCUCUGGAGGUAUGCUCCCCAACAGCGCUAUCAGAUUGGUAUACAUUACUCCACAAUCCUCAGCCAGAUUAUAAAGAGAUAUUGUAUUGUACACAAGAAGCAGUGUAUCCUUUAUACACAAUAGUGCUUUUGAUAUAUGCAUUUAGUUUAUUAAUGACAUUAUCAGUCAGACCAUGGCUGUUAGCUUGGCAUUCUUCUAGUCCUGGCAAGAAAGCAAUAUACUGUGCUUUAUAUUUCUAUCCCAUUCUGGUGUUAAUACAUACAGUUGCGGCUGGUCUUAUAUAUUGUUCAUUCCCAUAUAUAAUAAUAAUAAUAUCAAUGAUGACAUCAGCAUCACACUUCUCGAUAAAGAUAGAUCAGUCAGCUCCAGCUCUGUUGAUUUCUUCUGUCACAAACACAAGGAAUCUUAUUAUACUUGUUGGCCAUUGGCUGUUACACGCCUACGGGAUAAUAUCACUGACUGGCUUCAGAGAAUUGUGGUAUCUAUCAUUAGUACCAGCACCAGCUCUCUUUUAUAUACUUACUGCUCAAUUCACGGAUCCAAUGAAGAUACAUAAUGAUUGACAGGCACCAAAGGCAUUCGGAAAGCUGAUUUUGAAUUGACAGUUGACCAAGUGCUGAGUUGUUUAAGACAAACAAAAUUAAUGAGUAUUGACUUUGUGGUUAGAGAUUUUUAAGCAUUUCAUUUGUGAAUCAUUA